Messenger RNA from Staurois parvus, 1146 nucleotides. The record is from the annotation of a GenBank genome assembly. NCBI's taxonomy places the organism in Eukaryota, Metazoa, Chordata, Amphibia, Anura, Ranidae.
AUGAUCAGAGAAGGUGGAUAUAAUGAAGAAUAUAGUUAUGAUAGGAUGGCUACUUUGGAACUAGGAACUCAAGAGAAUAGGAAGUACCACGCGGAUCUGCAAAGCAAGUUACACCCAUGUGUCAAGUACAAAACCUGGAUGUUUUCUUUGCUGAUUGGGAGUUGCCUUCUUGGAACCUCAGGAUUUUCCCUUUACUUAGGAAAUGUAUUCCCUUCUGAAAUGGACUAUUUGAGAUGUGCUGCAGGAUCUUGUAUACCUUCGGCUGUUGUAAGUUUUGCAGUGUUGAAGAACAAAGAGAAUGUGAUCUCUUAUUUUCAGAUUUUACAUGUAUCAACAUUUUCUAUUAUUACUACCUGCCUAAUAUGGUUUGGCUGCAAACUAGCAAUUAAUCCAACAGCAAUUAAUAUAAAUUUCAAUUUGAUGCUCCUCAUUCUGAUGGAAAUUCUUAUGGCAACAAUAGUGAUCAUUUCUGCAAGAUCGCGGGUGGACUGCUGCCCUGAAAAAAGAGGUACAACUUGUGGGAGCUCAAACAAUCUAAGACAUGUUCAGUUUCCUGCAAGGAUGAUGAAGUUUUUCUCUAUUAUUGAGGUGGUAGUUGGAAUGUCUGCAGUAUUUGGUGGUGUCAUUGCUUUACAUAUUGAUGCACUCCUACACAGUCCUUAUUUGUAUGUCUCCAUCUUUUGGGUAUUAGCAGCUUGUUUCCCAUGUGCCAUUGCCAGCUAUGUUGCAGCAGAAUACCCAAGCCAGUGUUUGGUUGAAGUUCUGAUUGCUACCAGCAGCAUUACAUCUCCAUUAUUAUUUACAACUUCAUCUUACUUGUCUAUCUAUGUCAUACAGACAGUCGUCAUUUUUAAAACCUACCCACCUGAUGUAACACACUUUUAUGAAGUGUUGCUCGUACUCCUGAUGCUGAUCCUAUUGGUUCAAGCUGUGCUCACAAAUAUUACAGUCAUACAGUGCGUCCAUUAUAAAUCACAAAUGAGAGUUCUGGACUCAUCCUGGAAUGUAUCAUAUGUGGACAAGUCUGGUCAAAGAAAUAAUGAAGUGUACACAGGGCAAAAGGCAGUAGUGCUGGUGUCAUCGAAGAGUGGAAGUACAGCUGAAGCUGUACAAAACAAAACUAAAAAGAAGAGUUUUGCUUAUUGA